CUGCUAUUUUACCUAUUUUAUUUGUUAUUGUAUCAUUAAUAAUAGAACAUCAAAUACCUAAACCAGAAGAUAGUCCACCAUUAUUAAUGUCAUUGGAUCGAUAUCAAAAAACACAUGUACCUUAUACAUAUGAUCGAAAUCAAACAUUAUCAAUUGAUUUUAUUCGUUCAUAUGAAUAUACUCUUAGAGAAUCAACUAAACCAGUAACAUUAAUUGAUUUAACAACAAAUGAUACACGACCAUGUCAAAAUGGAACAUCAACUAAAAUUCUAUCAUAUUUAUCUUGUAUAGGUCAACGAAGUUUAGUUGAAUUAUCUGAUCAAUAUUUAAUUGGAUCAAACGUUACAGUUGAUCAAUCAAAAGAAUUAUUAAAUAUAAC
Messenger RNA from Didymodactylos carnosus, 379 nucleotides. The record is from the annotation of a GenBank genome assembly. Lineage: Eukaryota; Metazoa; Rotifera; Eurotatoria; Philodinida; Philodinidae.